This is a messenger RNA of Striga hermonthica, 2847 nucleotides long. Lineage: Eukaryota; Viridiplantae; Streptophyta; Magnoliopsida; Lamiales; Orobanchaceae. The record is from the annotation of a GenBank genome assembly.
AUGGGGACCCAAAAUGUUUUAAUUUUUGUGAACUUUAAUGAAAGGAUUCCGGUGGAGGAAGUUUUUGAGCAGCUAAAAUGCACAAGGGAAGGUCUGACAUCCGAGGAAGGCGAGAACAGGUUGAGGAUAUUUGGUCCGAACAAAUUGGAGGAGAAAAAGGAAAGCAAGAUUCUCAAGUUCCUGGGAUUUAUGUGGAACCCGUUGUCAUGGGUCAUGGAGGCUGCUGCUCUGAUGGCCAUAGUCCUUGCGAAUGGAGACGGGAGGCCGCCUGACUGGCAGGACUUUGUCGGCAUUGUCGCUUUACUGUUCAUAAACUCGACUAUCAGCUUUAUCGAGGAAAACAAUGCCGGCAAUGCUGCGGCCGCUCUCAUGGCUGGACUCGCUCCCAAAACCAAGGUGCUGAGAGAUGGGAGAUGGAGCGAACAGGAUGCAUCCAUCCUUGUCCCGGGUGACAUCAUCAGCAUCAAGCUGGGUGACAUCAUCCCUGCGGACGCCCGGCUCUUGGAAGGGGACCCUCUGAAGGUGGACCAGUCGGCACUCACGGGUGAGUCCCUCCCCGUGACCAAGAACCCCUCAGACGAGGUCUUCUCUGGCUCGACAUGCAAGCAAGGGGAGAUCGAGGCAGUUGUGAUUGCCACUGGGGUCCACACCUUCUUCGGAAAGGCGGCCCACCUUGUCGACAGCACCAACCAAGUUGGCCACUUCCAGAAGGUCCUCACGGCCAUCGGAAACUUCUGCAUCUGCUCCAUUUUCGUCGGCAUCGUUAUUGAACUUAUCGUCAUGUACCCGAUCCAGAGGCGGAAGUACAGGGAUGGAAUAGACAAUUUGCUGGUGCUCCUCAUCGGGGGUAUUCCUAUUGCCAUGCCCACUGUUUUGUCUGUUACGAUGGCUAUUGGGUCCCACAGGCUUUCGCAGCAGGGUGCCAUCACCAAGAGGAUGACGGCUAUAGAGGAGAUGGCCGGGAUGGAUGUGCUUUGUAGUGAUAAGACGGGGACACUGACGCUCAACAAGCUCACGGUGGAUAAGAGCUUGAUAGAGGUGUUUGUCAAGGGUAUGGAUAGGGAGGAGGUCAUACUGCUGGCGGCCAGAGCCUCGAGGACUGAGAAUCAGGAUGCAAUUGAUGCUGCUAUUGUUGGGAUGCUUGCCGAUCCUAAGGAGGCGAGAGCGGGUAUAAGGGAGGUGCACUUUCUGCCUUUUAAUCCUGUGGAUAAGAGGACCGCAUUGACUUAUAUAGACUCCAAUGGGAACUGGCAUCGUGCGAGCAAAGGUGCCCCAGAGCAGAUAUUGGAAUUGUGCCGUUGCAAGGAAGAUGUGAGAAGGAAGGUGCACUCGGUUAUUGAUAAAUUUGCUGAACGCGGCCUGCGUUCUUUAGGAGUCGCCCGACAGGAAGUUCCUGAGAAAACGAAAGAGAGUCCAGGGGGGCCAUGGCAACUUGUUGGUUUGUUGCCUUUGUUCGACCCGCCUAGGCAUGAUAGCGCAGAAACAAUCAAACGAGCAUUGAAUCUUGGCGUGAAUGUGAAGAUGAUCACCGGUGACCAGCUUGCCAUAGGUAAGGAAACUGGGCGUAGGCUUGGAAUGGGGACGAACAUGUACCCGUCUUCAUCAUUGCUCGGCCAAAACAAGGAUGAAUCUAUUGCAGGACUUCCUGUAGAUGAGCUGAUUGAGAAGGCUGAUGGUUUCGCUGGAGUAUUUCCUGAACACAAGUAUGAAAUCGUGAAGAGACUGCAAGAAAGGAAGCACAUAUGCGGCAUGACUGGGGAUGGUGUAAAUGACGCCCCAGCACUAAAGAAGGCAGAUAUCGGCAUUGCCGUUGCUGAUGCUACCGAUGCUGCCAGGGGAGCAUCUGACAUUGUCUUAACCGAACCUGGUCUUAGUGUCAUUAUAAGUGCAGUUCUUACUAGCCGGGCCAUUUUCCAGAGAAUGAAAAACUACACUAUAUAUGCUGUCUCGAUUACUAUCCGUAUAGUGUUUGGAUUCAUGCUUAUUGCUUUGAUAUGGAAAUUCGACUUUGCUCCAUUCAUGGUUCUUAUCAUAGCUAUCUUAAAUGACGGGACCAUCAUGACGAUUUCAAAGGACCGAGUCAAGCCAUCUCCCGUACCCGACAGCUGGAAGUUAAAAGAAAUUUUCGCUACCGGAAUUGUCUUAGGAGGGUACUUAGCGCUUGCGACUGUCCUAUUCUUUUGGCUCAUUAAGGAUAAAGAUUUCUUCUCGGAUAAGUUUGGUGUGAGAUCGUUGAGAGAUAGCCCCCGUGAAAUAAUGUCGGCAUUGUACUUGCAAGUGAGUAUCGUUAGCCAAGCACUCAUUUUCGUGACAAGAUCACGCAGCUGGUCGUACGUCGAACGUCCGGGCAUGUUCUUGAUGGGUGCUUUCAUGAUAGCUCAGCUGGUUGCGACUCUAAUAGCCGUUUAUGCCAAUUGGGGUUUCGCGAAAAUCCAUGGGUGCGGGUGGGGUUGGGCGGGCGUUAUCUGGCUCUAUAGCAUCGUGACUUACGUACCGCUCGACAUUCUUAAAUUCUGCAUUCGAUACGUCUUGAGUGGGAAAGCCUGGGAUAAUCUUUUGGAAAACAAGACUGCUUUUACUACCAAGUCCAACUAUGGGAUAGAAGAAAGAGAGGCUCAGUGGGCGGCAGCACAGCGGACCCUGCACGGCCUUCAGCCGCCAGAGACCACCAACAUCUUUCCUGAGAAAAGCGGCUACCGGGAACUUUCCGAGAUUGCUGAACAAGCCAAACGACGGGCUGAAGUUGCAAGGCUGAGAGAGCUGCAUACACUCAAAGGGCAUGUCGAGUCGGUUGUGAAGCUGAAGGGACUCGACAUUGACACAAUUCAACAACAUUACACCGUCUGA